AUGGUCGGUUCUUCGCUUGCGAUCUUGAACUUUCCUCCCUCGCCUCCCCACGGCUCUGGUAGUCGGGAAUCAAGCUUUCCCUCAAGCAUUAAGCUGCCAAAGCUACCCUCUCGAUUUCAAGAUACACUAGCGCUGGGAGACGGACUUAGGACUCCUCCUACCGACGACAUGAGUACCGUAUUCCAGCCUCCGGUGGCUUCUUGGGAUAGCCAUGCUAUUCACAACUACACUUCUGCUGUUCCUCAAACUGCUCGAGCUCCAGCUACGAUAAACGACACGGGGAAAUCACAGUACUACCGAUAUCCUGUGCAACAACCCGAACAACAACAUCAACCACAACCGCAGAACACAUAUAACCACUACUAUCAACAGGAGCAAUCCACACAUCCGACCCAUGAGCUACACCCCACCUCUCAAGUUUCUCAACACCGCAAUGGAUCAAUUUCGACAGCCUCCCACACGGUCCCAGUCGUUGGACAAACUGCCCAGCCUUCAACGCCUGCUGAUUCGACAUCCACUGCGACAAGAGAUGACGCCGAAUCUCUUGUUUAUCACAGCCUUGUGAUCCCCAAGUGCAUCAGUCCUGCGGGUGGAAACCUGGCCGAUUUCGCUGCCCAAAUGACUUGCUUGUUCUGGUUUGAGUCUAUCGAUGAACUCAAGCAGGCUGGGUCAAUUCGUGCAAUGGGCCCCAAUGCACUCGUUCCCCGGUUACCACCUCUUGCCAAACCUCUCGACCAAUUUCGAAAGUGGGUGUACAGCGUUCUUUCGACGACACAAGUGACCCAGAAUGUCAUUCUGUUGGCUUUACUUUUCAUCUACCGACUGAAGAUGUCGACACCUCAGAUCAACGGUCGCGCUGGUAGCGAAUAUAGGUUGCUGACGGUGGCACUAAUGCUCGGGAACAAAUUCUUGGAUGAUAACACCUACACGAACAAGACUUGGGCCGAAGUGUCAUGCUUCAACGUGCAAGAGAUUCACGUCAUGGAAGUGGAGUUUCUGUCUAACAUGCGAUACAACUUGGUGGCGACGAAGGACCAGUGGAAUGACUGGUUGGACAAGCUUUCCUGCUUUCACGAGUACUACGAACGAGCUGUACGAUUGCCAGCAUCACCGGUUCACGUCCCUUCUCCAGCAAACAAGGGCCAACACUCACCUAUCGCUUCACCGACAGCUGCUAUGCAGCCCACCGUUAACCUGCCCCCUACCCCGGCUGUUACAACAAACUACUCACCCACGUCGAGUCACUCACAAAACUGGUCUGCAUACCAAACUAACAUCAUCUCCCCACUCUCCACCAAGCCAAACCUCCAGUUCCCUCCUGUGUCACGGAAGCGAAGUCCCGAGGGAGAGAUCAUGGAACACCCCGCCAAGCGACUUGCCCCUCAACGAGGUGCUGCUCCCACUAUGCCUCAGGUACCGCGAUCCAAUGGAAUUGUCGAGCCGGCAAGACUGCCUGUUCCUCACCUUUCUGUCAUGACUGGACAUUCUCAGGCCCAGCCUCAGGCUCUACCUCAACCUGCGUUGACUCCCUUCGACAAUCACAACAUCAAUGUCAGCGGGUACCCUCAGCCUACACAGCAGGUAGCUCAGCCUGUUCACGUCUCGCUUCCCCCGUUGCAAACUGGUAUGCGCGCUAUGUCUACAGUCUAUCCUACUGUCCCCGCGGCUAUGGUGCCGAAGCAAUCGCUUCCUCCAACGACGGGUGUCACCAUGGCGCAAACUGGUUUCCCUACCCAGGCGCCUGUCAGCUACAGUAACCCGAGCAAACAGCUUAGCCCUGGACGUCUGGGUCCAUUCAACUCGUCUCCUUUAGCUGAGGCGUACGGCCAAUCCUCCGUUGUCCAUACACCUAUGGCUCACACUCCCAUCUCCAACUCGCCGAGCGUCUAUCUACAACAGCGACCCAGCCCAUACAAGCCCGUGCGCCACGUCAACACGCUCUUACAUCCCCCACCUUCGGCAUCUUUGGAGCAGUACCAUCUCUCUGUACCUGUUCCCCCAGCCCAGAUGCACUAUCAGCCCAUCGGGCGACGGAACGAUCUUCGAACUGGUGUUGUGCCUGAUUUUGUCGUUUACGACCGUGUUCACCCUCAACAUCAGCCUCUCGCCCACGGGCUCUCUCAGGGACACUACCCGUCUUAG
Molecule: messenger RNA, 2142 nt
Organism: Fusarium coffeatum
Lineage: Eukaryota; Fungi; Ascomycota; Sordariomycetes; Hypocreales; Nectriaceae
Exons: 3
Coding region: 1-2142 (713 amino acids)
Biological process (GO): regulation of cyclin-dependent protein serine/threonine kinase activity
Cellular component (GO): cyclin-dependent protein kinase holoenzyme complex; nucleus
Molecular function (GO): protein kinase binding; cyclin-dependent protein serine/threonine kinase regulator activity
Source: RefSeq, a predicted model, not a curated record